UUUGCCCGACGGUCAUCGAAGGCAGCACCGCAGCGCGAAGUACAGACAGUGAAGUGUUAAAAGUGUAAUAGGAUGAAUGGAUAUUGAGGCGUGCAGAAUUUGAUUACGCCAGUCAGGGUUGUGGAAGGAGGACGCCUCGUUAUCUUACCGCUUAAAACCGAUUGCGUAAACUUUUAUAGGUAAGCACACAUGGUUUGGUGAAAUACCACUCAGUGUUUUAACCGAAGAGGUGACGCCCAGGCGGCGAACAUCUUAAAGUAAGACCUUAACGUCGUAAAAAUGGCCGCAGGGGGACGUCAUCGGGUCACCGUGGAGUAAAACGAGAGGAUGAAGGUUUACAAGUGAAGACAACACAACAUUGGACCCCAACCGAGUUAUUAACAUCUGAUUAUUGAAGCGUCAGCCUGGGAAAGAAGCAACUGCGGCGGCCCCAGGUGGAUAUUACGUCUGGUUUGUUCCUCCAGCUCGGAGGGAAACAGUUUCCAAGAGGAGCGCACGGCUACUGAAGACCACAGCCGACUCCAACCCCUGGCCGAGUACAACUCUGGGUAGCAGACAAGGAGGCUUUAUUUGCUCCUCUGUCUCCCAGGCCUGAGGAGACAUCCUUUGGGACAUCUGUCCGUCUGUUUUCGUCUUCGAUGGCGCCAUUACCCCCAACCUCGGGCUGGGACUGCAUCCCUGUCUCCGCUCCCCCGCCGAGACAGACAGUCACGGGGAUGCCUGGUUUAUCUCACACGGACGCUAAAUGAAUUACCAGCCAUUCCGAAGGAGCUCAUCAAAGCGGAGACUAGGAAUCCUGACUCCUCACCUGGACUUUCAGAAUCCGAAUCAUCUUUAUCUGCCAAUCUCAUCUCGAGUCGCCAUCAUUCUGUGCUGUACAGCUGACUACAAAAUGUCCUCCAAUGGAGACCUCAGCGACCUUGGGAGCUGUGAUAGUUUCUGGGAGCCGGGAAACUACAAGAGGACGGUGAGGCGGGUAGACGACGGACACAGACUCUGUAAUGAGUUGGUCGGCUGUUUCCAGGAGCGGGCUAAGAUUGAGAAGAGCUAUGCCCUUCAGCUCAGUGACUGGGCCAAGAGGUGGAGAGGUGUGGUCGAGAGAGGGCCUCAGUAUGGUACACUGGAGAAGGCGUGGCACGCUUUCAUGCAGGCAGCUGAUCGGCUCAGUGAGGUGCAUCAGGAACUCCGUGACCGGCUAGCAGCAGAAGACAGUGAGAAGUUGCGAAAUUGGCAGAAAGAAGCCUUCCACAAGCAGAUGAUUGGAGGUUUCAGGGAGACAAAGGAGGCUGACGAUGGCUUCCGCAAAGCACAGAAACCCUGGGUCCGCAAAUUAAAAGAGUUGGAUUCAAGUAAGAAGAGCUACCAUCAGGCCAGGAAGGAGGAGUGGUCAGCUGUUAACAGGGAAACACAUGCUAAGGCUGACCCAUCUAAGUCUCAAGAGGAAGUCCGCAAAUAUUCGGCCCGUGUGGAGCGCUGCAACCAGGAGGCUGAAAAAGCUAAAGUGCGCUAUGAAAAGGCCUUGGAAGAGCUGAACCGCUGUAACCCUCGCUACAUGGAGGAUAUGGAACAGGUGUUUGACCUCACCCAGGAAGCUGAGCACAAGAGGCUGUGCUUCUUUAAAGAGGUCCUGCUGGAUAUCCACACGCACCUCGACCUGUCCAGCAAAGAAGGUUUCCGAGAGCUGUACAGGGACCUGGGUCAGACCAUCCGAGCAACUAAUGAGACAGAAGAUCUUCGAUGGUGGAGAAACACCCAUGGACCAGGCAUGACCAUGAACUGGCCACAGUAUGAGGAGUGGACUCCAGAGACAAGUUGGACCAUCAGCAGGAAGGAGCGAGGUAGACAUUCUGACGACAAAGUAGUCACCCUCACCAACAUCGUUUCCUCGGGAGGAAAUGACAUCCCACCUAGUCCCAUCACCCAGAAUGCUAUCAGGGUUGUAAAAGAUGAUUCUUCUGACUGGUCAGACGAGGAAAACCCAAAGAAGUUGGCUGUGAACGGUGUUGGCGAAGCGGGGCACAGAGAGGAGCAGGUAGAGGGUGUCCGCGUCCGAGCGCUCUAUGAUUACUCGGGCCAGGAGGCUGACGAGCUCAGCUUCAAAGCAGGUGAGGAACUGCUGAAGCUGAGUGAGGAAGACGAGCAGGGCUGGUGUAAAGGACAACUGAGCAGCGGCCAGGUGGGCCUCUAUCCCGCCAACUACGUCCAGCUGGGCACUUCCUAAUGACCCGCCCUCUCUGUUCAGACGGCCAAUGGUACAGCUAGACUCAAGAAACCAGGACGAAUCCCAAAGCUAUCGGUGCUGUCAUUGAGGCAUGGCCAGACAAUGCCGGAUUAACGUCUAAAUCUCAUCACUGAGUUGUUGUUUUUUCUUCUCUAUUUGUCUGUUGAUCACAUAAAGAAACACACAGAAAAUCUCGUUUGAAACAUGGAAAGAAUCACCAAGCAAUUUCCAACAGGUGUUAUUAAACUGACACUUUUCCUCGUACUGUACUAUCACUGGUUAUCGGUUUACGUCUGCAUUUCAUUAAAGAAGAAAUCCCUCAUGUAGAGGGAGCAGGAGGCGGGAACACUCAACCACAGCUGUCAUUUAACUUCAUCAUACCCGUAUAUAAGUAGAAUCUAGUUUGAUGUCUAGAAAAUAAGUUGGAUGUCAAUUAGUGGUAUGCUAUGCUCGUUAGCUCAUAUGCAUUGACUUUGCCAAAUGCUAGCCAGGUGCCACGCUAAACUAACCUGUGGCAACCCUUUAUGAAAUGUAGCAAGAGCUUUAUAAUAAUAAUUUUUCAACACUAAAAUUAUAUGAAAUAUUGUAAACAGAAAGUUAUAUUUAAAAGUAAGAAUAUAUGUUUAAAACACAAAGUAUGAGUGUAGCUGUAGUUUGCUUUGCUUUCACUUGUAUUUGUUCCCAAUAUAAGGAGGUAUUUUGUGAUAUUGAUUCAAGUCAAUCUGACGCUGCCACCUUCUCUUACCCCCUUUUGGUUGGUUUUAUGAAUCUAUCUUGGUUUUUAUUCAUCUAUCUAUUUGUUAUUGUAACACUUCAUUCACUUUACCUUUGUUCUGCAUUUAAUAGUUUAUUUUGGUUAUGUUAGUGUAGUAUUUUUUUUUUGUUUACAAUCAGUUAUGGUUUCCAACCACUGUAUAUUGUGGAAUACAACCCCAAUUCCAAUGAAGUUGGGACGUUGUGUUAAACAAAUAAAAACAGAAUGCAAAGAUUUGAAUAUCAUGUUAAACCUAUAUUUAAUUGAAUACACUACAAAGACAAGAUAUUUAAAGUUCAAACUAAUAAACUUUGUUUUAGCAAAUAAUCAUUAACUUAGAAUUUUAUGGCUGCAGCACGUUCCAAAAAAGCUGGCACAGGUGGCAAAAAAGACAGAAGGUUUUUGCCAUUUGUGGAUAAUGGCUCUCGCUGUGGUUCGCUGGAGUCUCUAAGCUUUAGAAAUGGCUUUAUACCCUUUUCCACACUGAUAGAGCUAAUUACUUUCUUUCCCAUUUGUUCCUAAAUUUCUUUAGAUCUCGGCAUGAUGUCUAGCUUUUCAGGAUCUUUUGGUCUCCUUGACUUUGUCAGGCAGGUCCUAUUUAAGUGAUUUCUUGAUUGAGAAGAUGUGUGACAGUAUCAGGCCUGGGUGUAGCUAGACAAAUUGAGCUCAGGUAUGAUAAACCAGUUAUGUUUUAACAGGGCGGUGCAAUCACUUUUUCACACAGGGCCAUGUCGGUUUGGAUUUUUUUCUCCCUUAAUAAUAAAAAACAUUUUAAAACUG
Messenger RNA from Phycodurus eques (leafy seadragon), 3755 nucleotides. RefSeq names its product protein kinase C and casein kinase substrate in neurons 3 (gene pacsin3). The transcript has 13 exons. Gene Ontology annotation, biological process: plasma membrane tubulation; cytoskeleton organization; regulation of endocytosis. Gene Ontology annotation, molecular function: phospholipid binding; protein binding. Gene Ontology annotation, cellular component: cytoplasm; plasma membrane; endosome. Lineage: Eukaryota; Metazoa; Chordata; Actinopteri; Syngnathiformes; Syngnathidae. The coding region runs from base 746 to 2221 and encodes 491 amino acids. The record is from RefSeq and is a predicted model, not a curated record.